Dermochelys coriacea (leatherback sea turtle) is the source of this 3650-nucleotide messenger RNA. RefSeq names its product solute carrier family 35 member B3 (gene SLC35B3). The record is from RefSeq and is a predicted model, not a curated record. Gene Ontology annotation, biological process: transmembrane transport. Gene Ontology annotation, cellular component: Golgi membrane; endoplasmic reticulum membrane. NCBI's taxonomy places the organism in Eukaryota, Metazoa, Chordata, Testudines, Dermochelyidae. Gene Ontology annotation, molecular function: 3'-phosphoadenosine 5'-phosphosulfate transmembrane transporter activity. The coding region runs from base 2033 to 3142 and encodes 369 amino acids. The transcript has 10 exons.
UCCUAUAUAUUUCAGACCAUUUCUCCAGUUUGUCAAAAUCAUUUUGAAUUCUAAUCCUGUCCUCUAAAGUGCUUGCAUCCCUUCCCCACUUUGUAUCAUCUCCAGAUUUUAUACGUGUACUCUCUGCCAUAAUCCAAAUCAUUUGUGAAGAUAUUGCAUAGAACCAGACAGAGGACUGAUCCCUGCAGGACCCCACUCAAUAUGCUCUUCCAGCUUGAUUGAACCAUUAAUAACUAUUCUGAGUAGUUUUCCAAGCAUUUGUGUACCCACCUGAUAGUAGAUUCAUCUAGGCUGUAUUUCCCUAGUUUGUUUAUAAGGUCAUACGAGACAGUAUCAUAAGCCAUACUAAAGUCGAGAUAUCUCACAUUCUAGGGCACCCACCCCUACCCUUCUGUGGGCUCAGGGCAUAUCCCUCUUCAGGUUGGCUGGACCUUUUCCCAGCUAAAAGAGCCUUUACACAGUAAAUCUUUAACUUGAAUUUAUUAGCAGUUGAUCAACAGAACACACACCAAGCAUACAAUGGCCACCACUGCUGAUAAAGCAGGCGAUCUCUUCCUGCUGGUCAGUUGGAAUCGGAUAGUCUGUGGCUCCAACUUUUGCACAGAAUGGUCGUGCAGGGUAUUGAGUUUUGGCAGCUUUAUUCUUGGGCUGUGUCCUGGAAUUGGGUUCCAAAGAAUUUCUUCUUGGAGCCCAGUUUAUAUAGUCAAACUUUGGUUAAGGUAUAGAUAAGCAGGACCUAUCGUUUAAAGUAUUACGAAAUAAUGUUAUUUGCUAAUCUUAAUACACUACUUUUUACAUACUAGAGUCAGUUUAAAUUUUGCUAAAUCAGUUAUGCAACAAACAAAGGAGAGAACUAAUUAAAGGUCAAACAAAAGGGAAGUAUAGAUUUCCCAACUGAAACUGCUGAUAAGAGGUUCUGCCAGACAGUGUGUUAUCUUGCCAAGUUUUCCUUUAAACAUCGUAAUGUCUUUCUGUUCAUCUGGUCACUGUUUCUGCUAUACUUCCCUAGGGUUAGAAUUCUUUCUUAACAACCUGAUAUGACAUUGUUUUGGUGUCAUUUAGACGGAACAUGACUCCUUAUUUUUAGCUAAUGGCCGCUGCUCCUUUCUGCAGAAAGGCCUUAGACUACAUCAUCUACCACUUCCCCCUUAUCCACAAGGCUUGUUAUACUGUACUGGUGUCAUAGCGGAGGGAGUGGGAAGCAAGAGAGAUUGACAAAAAGAGGUCAACUAAGACAGUGGCAGUGCAUAUUAGUUUAUAAAUGCCUUCACACUAAAUUAUUGUCUGGGCAUGAAGUUUAGACUGAGUACUACUAUAUAGCACACUAUUCCUCUUCUGGUGAAGAUAGUACCUCAUAUAACUCUUUAAUUAUUGGUCUGUGGAGUUAAGAGCAGAAUUGACUGACUGACUCCUGGAGGGAGUCUCAUUCAGUUUCCUUUAGCAGGAUAAAUGAUUGUCAUAAAGGAGCACUGGGAAGGUGGGUUUUGGUAGAUACUCCAGUGAGAAAAAAUCCCGUUGGGCUGGAAUAACCAAAACACCAGUCUAGGUCAAUAAAAAUUUAAUUACUGACCGUGGGCUGAACUAGCUGUUGACCUGCACCUAAAAAGUGCAGCAAUUGACUAGGAGCAGCAAUUGACCAGUGGAGUUAGCUUGAGACUGAAAAAUGCAAAAUUAGCCUCAAACUUCAGUUAUCGCAUACUUCACUGAAGUGAAGAAAAGGAUGAUUUGCCUACCCACUCCAGUACUCUGCUAAAUUCGUUCUCUUUGGCUGUACUCAUCCAGUUAUGCCUCAUCCUACAAUUGGAGAUGAGUGCAUGUGACUGAUAGUGGUUAUAAAACUUUGGAUCACCAUAUUCUUGUCAUGUGAUCAUAUUUGAGACCUUGGUUGUUCCUGGACAGUCACUAAGAUUUUUUUCCUAGUCUGCACAACCUUUUUCCUGAACAUUAACAGCUUCCAAACAAAGGACACAAAAAGAGAGAGGAAGAAAAAGGAGAAGAUUCCAUUGACACUGAAUGCAGCGAACUAGGAAACAUGGAUCUGAAAUUCAGCUCCUCAAGGAAAUAUAUUUCGAUCAGCGUACCUUCCAAAUCGCAAGCCAUGUCACCUCAUAUCAAAUCAGUAGAUGACAUAAUCGUUCUUGGCAUGAAUCUCAGCAAAUUUAACAAACCCACUCAGUUUUUUAUUUGUGUUUCUGGAGUUUUUAUGUUUUAUCUAAUCUAUGGAUAUUUACAGGAACUGAUAUUUUCAGUGGAGGGCUUUAAGCCCUUUGGUUGGUACCUUACUUUAGUGCAAUUUGGGUUUUAUUCCAUUUUUGGACUAAUAGAACUGCAGCUUAUUCAGGAUAAAAGGAGACGAAUCCCAGGGAAAACCUACAUGAUAAUAGCCUUUCUAACUGUAGGGACUAUGGGUUUAUCAAAUACCUCCUUAGGAUAUCUGAAUUAUCCUACUCAAGUCAUCUUUAAGUGCUGUAAACUGAUUCCUGUUAUGAUAGGAGGAGUCUUUAUACAAGGAAAACGUUAUAAUAUUGCAGACGUGUCUGCUGCAAUGUGUAUGAGUCUUGGCCUAAUAUGGUUUACUUUAGCUGACAGCACAAUCGCACCAAAUUUCAACUUGACAGGUGUGGUCCUUAUAUCCCUUGCUCUCUGUGCAGAUGCUGUUAUAGGAAACGUGCAGGAAAAAGCUAUGAAGUUGCACAAUGGUUCCAAUUCAGAAAUGGUUCUGUAUUCCUAUUCAAUAGGUUUUGUGUACAUUUUAUUGGGAUUGACAUGCAGUAGCGGAUUAAGCCCUGCAGUAACAUUUUGUUCAAAGCAUCCAGUUCAGACUUAUGGUUAUGCAUUCUUUUUUUCCCUGACUGGAUAUUUUGGAAUAUCCUUUGUUCUAGCAUUGAUUAAAAUCUUCGGUGCCCUUCUAGCUGUAACAGUAACAACAGGAAGAAAGGCAAUGACCAUUGUGCUCUCUUUUUUGUUCUUUGCAAAGCCAUUCACAUUCCAGUACGUGUGGUCAGGUUUAUUAGUUGUCCUGGGUAUAUUUCUGAAUGUUUACAGUAAGAAUAUGGAUAAAAUCAAGCUGCCUUCACUACGAGGUCUUUGCAACAAAACUGUGGAAGACAGACAGACAAGGACGUUGUCACAAACUGUGUAGACAGUGGUUUUAUGCCAUGUCUUGAAUCUGACUUAUUUUAUUGGAACAGUCUUCACCUGGUUCACUUUCCAAAGGGAACAUUAUUAAAACCAAAGGAGCUGAAGGCACAUUGUCGGCUUGCAGAUGAUUUGACAUGAACACUUUUAUGUGAGCCUUCUCUUCAGAGCACUUGAAUUCAUCAUAGGUGUUAUAUACCAUUGUCAGAAGGCAUUAUCAAGCCAAUGAAGGAAAGCAACUCCUGGCAGACUGCUGAAAAGCUAUGUUCCAAAUGGGGGACAGAAGAACAUUAAUUUGGGCAUUUUUAUCAUAUCAGAUGUGGCUGAUUUGAGAUUAGUGGUUCUUUCUUUUUAUUGUUGGGCUGGGAUUAUUUAAAAGUAAUACUGUAUUAGCACUUAAUGGAAGCUAAUCAGCAACGGAUUGACCAAAUUGAAAUUUUAAAGUUGGAAGAGGUAGAAUACAGUAUGUCAUGAUUUUUCAUUUUAAAUAAAAAUUCAGUUUAAAUUCUUGA